Salpingoeca rosetta is the source of this 2070-nucleotide messenger RNA. RefSeq lists its product as uncharacterized. NCBI's taxonomy places the organism in Eukaryota, Choanoflagellata, Craspedida, Salpingoecidae. The record is from RefSeq and is a predicted model, not a curated record. The transcript is spliced from 11 exons. Bases 1 to 1974 code for a protein of 657 amino acids.
AUGAUCCUAACCAACGGCACGACCCGGUUGCAGCCGGGCGACCGUGUCAUGUUCGACAGGAAGUAUCCCGCUAUCGUCCGGUACUUUGGCAAGGUCGGCUCCUCGCCAAAGGUUUGGGUUGGCGUUGAGCUGCAGGAUCAGGUUGGCAAGAACGAUGGUUGCGCUGGCGGGAAGAGGUAUUUCAAGUGCAAGCCCGGCUACGGCAUCUUUGCCCUUCCAAGUCGCUUCACAAAACGACCCGAGUUGGAGAUUGGGUGCAAGGUGGUUGUGAAAAAGCAGUACGUCGGGACAGUUCGCUUCAUCGGAGAAACAGAGUACUCAACUGGCGAAUGGGUUGGCGUAGAACUGAAAGAUCCAGUUGGCAAGCAUGACGGGAUGUUCAGAGGCAAGCGCUACUUCACGUGCGCCAAGGGUCACGGCAUCUUUGCUCGACCAACACAGGUCGUGCGCGCCCUCAGCGACACCCACAGCACAGAUGGAAGAAGAACACAACGGCGGUCGAGGUCGUCCCCGGAUGCGGCUGCGCAGUCGCAGGACCUCAAGGACGCACUCGCAGAGCUGGACAAGUUGCGAGAGGAAAACUCUGGCUUGAAACGACAGGUUGAGGAUCUGCGGAAGCUUGUGGUGACGGCAGAGCAGCUGAGCCUGAGCGAGCACGUGCAGGACAUUUUGCCCGGAAACAUGGCGGAUCCUACGGAGGAGGAGAUUGAGCGGCGGUCCUCCUUCUCCUCGGGUGACGAGCGUCGUCUUGCGUCACGUCGUCGCACAUCACUGCGCAUGCGUGCACUCGCAUCAGCAUCGUCGUCGUCGCUAUCCAAAGCCGUUGGUGCCGCCGCUGGGGAGACGCAUGCGGCAGACACAUCCACCACUGCUGCAUCGACGCAGGCAGCGAUGGUCGGUACUCAGGAGGAGGCGGCAGCGGAGAGGGACAGUGAUGAGCGAGGAGAGAGUGGCGACUUUGGUGCGAGCGCGGGCGACGAGGACACAGCAGUUGCGGGCGAUGAGCAGGAAGCGGUAACAACGGAAGGUGAGGAGCAGCAGGGAGACAAGAAUGUAUUUCUCGGUGAGAGCCAGGACGGCGCCAGCUCCCCGAAGCACCACGACGACGAGGAGGAGGAGGAGGAGGAGGAGGAGGAUGGUGAUGGCGACGACGAUGUCACCGAGCUGCGAGAAGUUCUCGAGAGCAGAGAACAGGAACUCAAAUACAUGAAGCGGCAGGUUGCGUUUGAGCAGGCGAAGGUGAGCGAGCUUGCGAAGCUGCUGGACAUGGCGAAGCGGAGCCUGGUGGAGGGCGCUCGCCGCGAGACGGGCCUCAAGGACAGACUCAAGGCGGCUGAGCAGCGGCUGGAGAAUGCAGAGUUCAGCAUCGACGACUACGCAAUCCACGGGGACGCGGUGGAGGCGGAGCUGCAGGAGGCGCUCAGAGACAAGCAGGAGCUCAGCGACAGGCUUGCUGAGUGCCAGAUGGAGCUGCUUGAUGCGAAGACGGACCAGUUUACGGCGAUGACGGAGUGCGAGAUGAUGCGCCAGGACCUGCUGCAGCUGCGGCAACAGCUGAGCGGCGACACCGUCGUUGCCGUGGAGGUUGAUGGCGCCGAGGACAAGAACACACCGCAAACAGACGCGGCAGAUGCAGAGGAUGCAGACCAACAGACACAAGAACAAGACUCAGAGCAAGCGACGCUCGCUGAUGAUGUUGGUGCCGGCGAGCACGCAGGCCAGAGCGAAGCGCGCGUUGACACCAGCGAAGAUGGUGCAGAGUCGGACGGUGACGCGAGCCACCGCCGCCAGUUACAGUUGGAGGUCGCGGCAACAGAGCCCGAGCCCACGAGCGCAGAGGAGGAGGAAGAGGCGGAGGCGGCCUUCCUUGAGCGCCCGCCGCCGCCGCCCGGGGUUGACGCGUCGCUGUUCUGCACCAUCUGCGAGGAAUACGGGCAUACAGAGGACGACUGCGACGACACCAUCACCUUCUAGGACAAAACCACAGCAAACUCGCCAGGAGCAAACAGCUUUUCCUCUAUAUGUGUGUGUGUUUGUGUGUGAGUAUGUGUGUGUGUGUUUGUGUUUGUG